Molecule: messenger RNA, 2352 nt
Organism: Mytilus californianus (California mussel)
Lineage: Eukaryota; Metazoa; Mollusca; Bivalvia; Mytilida; Mytilidae
Exons: 10
Coding region: 94-2049 (651 amino acids)
Cellular component (GO): extracellular region
Molecular function (GO): chitin binding
Source: RefSeq, a predicted model, not a curated record
GAAACAAAGGUAAUCAAUCCAGUUAAUUGUUGUAUUUUAUUUAUAUAAUUUAUCACUUACAGUCCCAGUCUUAUUUAUUUUAACAAGCACAAGAUGUUAACAGAAAUCCAUAGAAUUGUUAUAUUAUCCAUAUUUGUCCACACAUAUAUAUACGCACAAGAUGUUCAGAAUAUUGGAGUCAAUCUUAAUGUAGAAAAUGACCCUUUUGCAAGUCCAGGCGUGGACCCGUUUGGUAAUGUGAAAUCUGGUACUGGUUCAUCCAAAACAAUCAAGACAAGUAAGUCUUCAUCGACAACACAUGUUGCGGCAAGAAAAGAAACCAAUGUGCAAGGAUUAGACAAGGAGCCAGCUGUGGGUGCUGGGGAUUUAAACACUAUAAACGCUGAAGUCAGUUCUAUUGGAGCCAUCACCAGCGAGACAAAAAAUGUCCAAAGUUCAGGGACAACAGUUUCGAAAGAAAACAGACGUACAGAUAUAAACACCGUUAAAACAAGCGACACUGCGUCAUCUAAUUCACGUAGUUCAAGCCGGCGUGUACCAAGAAAAAGGAAUCAAACACAAAAAACAAAAAGCGAUAUUACAACACGUAGAAACAGACAAAGGAAAAACAAAAAUAAAUCUAACCAAGAUGUCUCAAGACAGUCAACCAGUGGAACUGGAACACAGAGCAAUACAGCAACAAACUCUAAAGGACAAACAAUCAGUACUCGAACAUCAAACACAGAUACACGGAAUAUAUUAAGAAAAGAUGGAGCUUUUUCGUCAUCCAUGGAUUUUACGGAUGAGGUUAGAAGAAAUGAACAAAUUGGAAUGGAGUUUGAUGUACCAACAACUGAGAAACCAGUAAGAUACUUCAGACAACUGUUUGCCGAUCAGAGGAUAUGUGAAAUUCAAAACUGUUAUAGCACCGACUGUUAUUUUGAACAUCCUGGUGACUGUCGGAAAUACAUUCGUUGUACGGCUAGUGCUGAGGGAGCUGGCAUGGAGGCUCUAGAAAUGAAUUGUGCUUUUGGAACUUUUUGGUCUAGGAUGAAAAAUACAUGUGAUACUGCAUCAAACGUAGUUUGUCCAAAUGAUCCAUGUAGAGAUAGAACACUAAAGAGUUACCCGUCAGGUUUGAACUGCAGAAGUUACUGGACCUGUGUUAAUGGUCGGUCAGAUGCAGAAUGUUGUCCUGCUAAUGAGGCUUAUGUAAAUGGCGUCUGCCAACCAAGCGAUUCCUGUAAGAUAGAUGAAUCUGAAUGUCCAUACAAAUUGAGAGGUGAUAUGCCAGAAAAGAAGAAGAAAAACAGCUGCCCCUUUGAAAAACACCCAAAAGAUGAAUCAUUAUAUGUUCUGAAAUAUUACGGAACAGUAAUGAACUGUGCCACUGGAACACGGUUUGAUGAAGAUCAAUGUACAUGUGUUCGAGCUCUUUUCAAACGAAUCAGAUGUGUACCAACUACAGACAUAGCCUUUAACGGCAAAAGAGUCAUCAGUGGUCGCAGUUAUAUCGAACCAAGCAACGUAACAUUGACAGAAAGAUCAGGUGGUCGAUUCAACGGGAGAGCAGCUAUCGCUGUUCCGUACUUCAAGUCUAAUCAGAACAUCGAGAGACACUUGGUAGUCCGAAUGAGAUUUUAUCACAAUGGCAAGGAAGGGUAUGAUUCGCAAGUACUGAUCUCUAACUGCAAGACAGUAUCUAGCAACGAACUCUCACCUUCGUUUGCAAUUCUUCUCUCAAAGACAAAAAAUCAAAUCAUUUUCUUUAUUUCGACAAAACAAGGAAGCACAGACAAAUCUGGUGGAACUGCAUCGAUUUCAUUGCCAUACACGCCAGGGAGUUGGACAGUGGUAGAGAUGAAGUUCAUAAACCAACAAUUAAAUGCUACCGUACAAACAUUCCAGGCGGACGGCUCAUCAACACAGGUUAAUGACGUGAAAGAUUUAAAGGGAAGAAUAAAACCAAGUGUUGAGCCAGUGAUGGUAGGCAAUUGUAACAUGAACGACGGAUUUGUUGGCUACAUUGACGAGGUGAAAAUAUAUUUAUGCGACCCUUACGAAGCUUGAUAGUAGCACCUGUUCAUAGUUUCUGACAUCAAUAGUGCUCAACUCAUAUAAACCCAUUGUUUUUACAUGCUGAAUUUAAAAUGACAGCAACUUGAAUUGACUUACUUAUGAUGUAUUGUAAUAUCAGUGACCACUGCCAUAGAAAAUAUUCAAAAUGUAUUGACUAUUAAUAACAAUAGUUGUCAAAUUAACAAAAGAACAAAAAAAGAAGUCCAUAAAGGCAUAUUUUAAUUAACAAUAUACAACGACAUUUGUAUAGUUGAAUGUAUUUAUUUUUUAAAUAAUAAAAGUAUUUAUUUACUA